Molecule: messenger RNA, 615 nt
Organism: Suillus subaureus
Lineage: Eukaryota; Fungi; Basidiomycota; Agaricomycetes; Boletales; Suillaceae
Exons: 2
Source: RefSeq, a predicted model, not a curated record
CUAUCAUUCCACUCAGCCAAAGAGUUGCAAGGUCAAGCUGAAAUGCUGCCAGGGGGUUCACAUUGGAAGUUGCAAGUGAUUCAUACAUCCCAUUCCACAAAAAUGCUGGUUGUCCUCUACUGGUGGGAUCCGCUUGAUUGCAUUGCUAGUAUUUUCAAUCAUCCCUUAUUUCACAACCAUAUAGACUUCACCUCUUGCAAAGUGUAUACCACAGCACAGAAGCUGUCUCGGGUAUACACUGAGUGGAUGACAGGCAAACAUGCUUGGAACAUGCAGUUGGUGCUACCUCAUGGUGCAACUCUACUUGGUAUCAUUCUAUCCUUGGACAAGACCUGUAUCACUGAAUUGACAGGUGAUUGUGUUGCUCAUCCACUACUUAUCAGCCUCGCCAAUAUCCACAUGAAUACACAAUUGAAAUCAUCCUCAAACGCUUUCCUCCUCACUGCCCUUCUACCAGUCCCCAAGUUCAUGCAUAAGAAGAAAUGGAUGAAGGGUGUAUUACAGGAUUGGCUUGCCCAUCAGUGCUUGGAUGUUGUACUAGAACCACUGAAGUUGGCUGCUCAACAUGGUGUAAGGAUUCCAUAUUCUCUACACCCCAACCAAGCUUUAAAAUGA